UGCACACCCACGCUAUUGGUUACCCCACCGUGUCGCCGAAGUCCGCUUUCCGUGCACAAUGCCUUUGUUCGACUCCUUGUUCUCUAAAAGCCCUCCCCCGACGAGCUCCAUUGGCGCCGUGGGAGCUUCGGUUGGAGCAGCUGUAGGCGCUGCUACACAGCGCGUGAAGCUUCCUGGGUUCGGCAGACAUCUGCUCCGUGGCAUGCAAGCACAUCAAUUCUAUAUCAUCGUUGGGGCUGCAUCUAUUAGCAGUCUACUUCUCUUGCGAUCUGUCGCCGGAUCUUCGCACUCGAGGACUCUCAAGCCUAUUCCAUCGCCUCGCGAAGUUCUCCCCCCGGAAGUCUUGAGGGCAUCGCCGUAUCCCCCCGAUGCAUUGGAUGGUGCACGGGAUGUAGAAACACCGUAUGGCAGCAUUCGUGUCUAUGAGUGGGGGCCAAAGGAUGGAAAACGUGUGCUGCUCAUCCAUGGGAUGUCGACACCAAGCGUUGCACUAAGCGAUCUGGCACAUAAGCUCGUCAAGAAAGGUUGUCGCGUCAUGGUGUUCGAUCUAUUCGGUCGUGGGUACUCUUCUGCUCCAGACCCAAGGGUUUAUCGCUAUGACUCCGCCCUUUACAUAGCCCAGAUCUCGAUGGCUCUACAAUCUUCUCCAAUAGGCUGGUCUUCCUUUGCGAUCGUAGGCUAUUCACUUGGCGGUGCUAUUGCCGCUGAUUUUGCCUCUUACUUCCCUAACCUGGUCCGUGGACUCGUUCUCGUCGCACCGGGAGGACUGAUCCGCACGAACCAUAUUGGAUGGCUAAGCAAAUUCAUCUACUCCCCGGGCGGUAUUCUUCCCGAGUUUUUCGUCAACAGACUUGUGUCAAGCAAACUGCACAAGAACCCUGAGCUCGCAAGCACUAUCGAGCCAGACGCGCAGGCCGUCGAAACUGGAGUAAGGUUCAAUGGAGUGAGCCUUUCCGAGAGUCACGGCUCGGUUGCUGAGGUCUUGGACUGGCAGCUACAAUACCACAAGGGAUUCAUACCUGCUUUCAUUUCAACCAUGCGGUAUGCUCCACUCCACAAUCAGCAUGAUCGGUGGGGCGUCAUUAGAGAGAACAUCGAAAGAAAACAAGGACGUCUCAAGGAAGUUUGGUUUGUGCUAGGUGAGAUGGACCCAGUUGUUGUCGCAGAAGAGCUUAUGGAAGACGCGAAGAACGUAUUAGGUGAAGAGCUUGCGAGAUUCAGGUUGGUCAAAGGUGUUGGCCACGAGGUCGCGACCGAGCGCGCGGAUGAAAUCGUCAGAGUCGUCAGCAGGGUCCUUUGAAUAAGUAGUAAGUAAAUUGCGAACGUAUAUCUACAAUAGACCAUCGAUUUCAACU
Messenger RNA from Cucurbitaria berberidis CBS 394.84, 1355 nucleotides. RefSeq names its product alpha/beta-hydrolase. The transcript has 2 exons. The record is from RefSeq and is a predicted model, not a curated record. The coding region runs from base 59 to 1300 and encodes 413 amino acids. NCBI's taxonomy places the organism in Eukaryota, Fungi, Ascomycota, Dothideomycetes, Pleosporales, Cucurbitariaceae.